Aphidius gifuensis is the source of this 2341-nucleotide messenger RNA. Its product is annotated as serine/threonine-protein kinase pakD-like. NCBI's taxonomy places the organism in Eukaryota, Metazoa, Arthropoda, Insecta, Hymenoptera, Braconidae. The record is from RefSeq and is a predicted model, not a curated record. Bases 423 to 1871 code for a protein of 482 amino acids. The transcript has 5 exons.
GGACCCAGUUUGAGCAGCCAACGUGUACAUAAAGUAGUUGAAACCGAAGACUAGAAAGAACAAAUAAACACCCUUAAAUAUAUAUUUUUUUUAAUCCAAUAACAAACACAAAAAAACAAAAAAAAAAAAGAGUAAAUAAUAAUCACAUUACAAUUAGAUACUAUGAAAAAAUUAAAUAUAAUUUUAUUAAAUUUUAAUUUGAAAUAUUAUAAAUUAUAUUCUUGAUGUCAUACAAAAUACGUCCGGUUAAUCGAUAAUAACCUUAACAACUUUGUGUGUGGAACAGUGAAUAAAUAUGAUAAUAUAAAUUGUUAUAUUUAUAAAAAAAUUAGAUUUCAAUUGAUACACUUAUUUUAUUAUUUAUUGUAAAUUUUUUAUUAAUUUUGAGGUUUACAAUCAGCUGGUUAUUCAUACAUAAUGAAAUGUAUAACAGAAAAUCAAAAAUUACAGACUCAUCAGGAAAAAAAUUAAGUGUUGAUGAAAAAAUAAAAAACAUGACAGUACAAAAUAGAAAUGAUGUUAGAAAGAAAAAAAAAUUUCCUGAACAAAGUCCAGUUAAAAAAAAAACAUUACAAAAUUGUAUUGAAAAUGAAAUAUCAAGUUGUAAUGGUGAUGGUAGAGCAACAUCUUCAUCAUCAUCAUCAUCAUCAUGGCCUGAGGAUAUUGAAGAAGCAGCAACUCGAAAAGUUUUUGAUCUUUGGUAUAUCGUUGAAAGAACUUUGUAUAAUGAGGAUGACCAAGUGCCCUUGGGUAAUAUCAUGGAUGAAUGUAUUCAAUGGAGAACACAAAUUCCACAUUUACGUCUUGUUGGUAAAUCUAUGAAACUUGAAAUUGCUGAUGAAGACAGUGAUUAUAAAACAAGUGGUGAAAUAAAAAAUUCAACUGAAAAAUUUAAAACUGUAAAAAAUCAAGAAAAUGAAUUAAAGCAAGAUAAAAAAAAACCAAUUACACUAUCGCCAUAUCAAUUGAAAGUGCGUGAUGAAGUUAUUGACCUUAUUGUGGAUUACAUAUCUGAUGAAUUAAAAAAACAAUCUGAUAAUAAUUCAAGUGUUGAAAAUUUGGAUAAAGUAUUGAGGAUAACACCAGCUCCAACUUGUGCUAAAAAUAAUAACAGUAAUAAUAAAAAUAAAAAUAAAUUAAAUAAUAAUAAUACAAGUAGUAGAAUGAGUAGUGCCAAUAGAAUAAAAACGUUUGAAUUGACUGAACGUAGUGCUUUAAAUAAAUUAUCUAAAAAUGCCAAAAACGCAAUUAACAAUUAUGAUGAUAAUGCUGAUGAUGAUGAUGAAUCAGAUAGUGUUGAAAUACAGAUUGGUAGAAAUAAACUUGGUACUGUAUUUAAUAAAAAAACUGUUGUCAGUCCAGUACCAUUUGCUGUAACGACACGUGAAAGUUUUUGCACAUUAAAAACAACACCAAUUAAAUAUGCUGGACAUCUAUUAGAGCUUUCAACACCCCACGGAACAAAUAGACAUGUAAAUUCAAUGUCAAAAUUAAAUUCUGGUAGUCGAGUAUCACUACUUAGAAAUACAGAUAAAUACUACUCAUGGCAAACACCAGUACGAUCAGCUGUUUAUCCAAAAAAUAUACGUCUUGCUCCAAUUGAUCCUGCCAGAUUGUCUAGCAAUAAAAAUCGGUCAUCGAUUAUUUCAACUGCCAUUCCUUCUCGACAGAGAAAUUCACUGAGUCCAAUAUCGCGUAAAAUAAAAACAACAACAUCAGCUGACAGCAAUAAUAAUGAUAGUUUAAAAAUUGAAGGUAAAAAAAUAACAAGACAAUUGAUUAAAUCAAAUCAAUUGAAAAAUGGAUGGGAACAUAAUCCAAUAACACAUAAAAAUAUUAGAAAAAAUAGUAAAAUUAAUAAUGACAGGUAGCUAUUAUUUUUUAUGGCAAUAAAAAUUAUAUAUUUUUCAUUAUUUUCUAUUUUAUUUUUUGUAAAUUUUUUAUUAAAUUAAUUUCCAUUAAUUGUUAAUGAUAAUUGUCUGUGAUUAUUUUCACUAACGAUUAUUUAAUUGUUUUUAUUACAUGUAGCACUGAACUGUUCAUGCAAUAAAAAAAAAAAAAAAAAUUUAUAUAUAGAUAAAAUACGAUGUUGUGUUGCACUCGACAAUCGUUAUUAAUUAUUAUUACGCUUCAUAAAAUACGUUCGAUAUACUUGGGUCCAGAAAAACUCAAUGAAAAUAGCAACUCAUUUUUUUUUUAAUCAGAGUUAAAUGUAGUAAUUUGAACAUCACUGAAUUGUCUACCUCACUUUUUUUUAUUUAUAAAAAAAAAAAUUAAUUACUAAAUGUAUAAAUUAUAAUUAAAAAAUAAAAAUUAAUUCAGAGUGUUUGCGUAUUUUGCU